Molecule: messenger RNA, 1986 nt
Organism: Achroia grisella
Lineage: Eukaryota; Metazoa; Arthropoda; Insecta; Lepidoptera; Pyralidae
Gene: serpin-12
Product: leukocyte elastase inhibitor-like
Exons: 7
Coding region: 119-1660 (513 amino acids)
Molecular function (GO): serine-type endopeptidase inhibitor activity
Source: RefSeq, a predicted model, not a curated record
GCGAAGGAAGUCACAGUCGAUGUGUGUUGUCGUUCCUUUAUACUUUGUAAUGACAUUUCUACGGUAACUACAUUAAUUUACGUGUCUGUAAUUAAAACUGGUAGUGUCUCAAAUUAUAAUGUUAAAAUUUAUUGCAGCAGUAUGUGGCUUCAUAGUAACGGCGAAUGCUCAAAAUAUAUAUACGACUCCACCAGUCUAUGGAAAUAUCCCAUUGGGAAAUACAGACAAAAUAUAUUUUAUUGACGAUCCUAGACCGUUGAGCGUUUUACCUUUAGCAGAUAAUAAUGAUAACCAAGCAAGAGAAACAUAUUAUCCAAAUACUGGAUUACCUCAGCAAGGAUUAGUCCAGAAUGCAAAUAUACUGCCUCAACAGCAAUACAAUCCAGGUAUCAAUGUUGGACAGGUAACAUUAAACAGAAUACCCCAAGAACCAAAUGUAGCACAAGUGAAUAGAAAUGCUUAUUAUCCGACUGAUAGGAAUGGAUUUGAUGAUACUGAGCCUAAUAUGCCAUCGCAUAUCAAUUUACCUAAGCCUGUACAACCUGGACCAAUUUCACAUUCAGUGACGAACUUUGGCUUGAAUCUAUUGAAGAUCAUUCAACAAAAUGGAAGAAACGUAGUCCUGUCUCCGCUUUCCGUCACCACACUGCUGGCUCUCUUGCAACAAGGAGCUACCGGCAUUACGAAAAUUCAAAUAAUGUCAGCGUUGCAAAUGACUGCCGCUACUUCGGCAGCUGCGUACAAGAAUAUUACUGAGGAUAUAUUGAAACGUAACUCCCAUAAUAUUCUCAGCAUGGCAAACAACCUUUAUGUAUCAGACAGUUUCACUAUCAAUCCUGAUUUCAAGAAAAUGGCCGUCAAGAACUUCGGCAGUGAAAUAACUCCGACUAAGUUUAAUGAUCCUGGCAGAGCAUCCCAGAUGAUCAAUGGUUGGGUUGCUUCGAAAACACAUAACAAGAUUACGAAUCUAAUUCCUCCUGAUGUCAUAGGAGAUAACUCUCAACUAAUCCUGGUAAACGCUAUGUAUUUCAAAGGAUUAUGGCAAAUUAGAUUCAAUCCUAACUCUACGCUUCCAAAUAUCUUUACUCUCAGUAACGGUAGCAGCAAAAUGACGUCAUUUAUGCGUAUGCGUCGAUAUUUUAGAAGUGGCGUCGACAGAACCAAUGAUGCAAUGGUCCUGAUACUACCAUUUGAGCAAGAAGAAUAUUCAUUGAUGUUAAUAUUGCCAUCAUUGAAAUCAAACGUUCUCGAGGUGCUGUCGACGUUGUCAGAUUCAAAACUGCUGAACUAUCAUCAGUUUACACACAAAGAAAUAGAGGUACAGCUACCUAAGUUUACAGCCAGAGCUGACACUGAUCUACACCUGGCUCUGAUGAAGAUGGGCGUAGUUGAUCUAUUUGGAGCACAAUCCCAGCUUUCAGGCGUGGGGAGGUAUGGGACACUAUCACCUCGAAUAUCUUCUGCGGUACAUUCGGCUAUGUUGUCAGUAGAUGAACAGGGUGGUUCAGCUGCUGCGGCAACAGCGUUCGCAGUUGUAGCUUUAUCUUACGAUGAGCCAUCAUUAACGUUUAUAUUCAAUCGACCAUUCUUAGCAGUAUUGUGGGAUAACAAAGCAGCUGUGCCACUGUUUAUGGCGAAUAUCGAAGACCCAGUUCCGUAGUUUAAUUUUAGUGCUAUUGAUAUGCAGUACAAUUUUGUAAUAUUAUAAAUAUUUGUAAAGAAAGAAUCAAUCUUGCUAUUAAUUCAUUCAUAAUUAUCACAGUAAUAAUAUAAUAACAUAUCGUUUAUAGCCAAUGAUUACGGAGAAUGAGAGAUAAAUAUAGAUUUAAUAAAAAUUUAGAAGCCUUGAAUUUUCUAGAAAUCCCAUAAUAGCAAUCUAAUUUUUGUUACUUUACUUUACAACUAUUUACUUUAUUGUAAAAGUUUUAUACGUUCGAUACAUUCGUUUAUCAUAUUGUUUAUUUUAAUAGUCACUAAAUUUAGAAA